GAUCGAAGAUCGUCUGCUCAGUUCUGGCUGCGGGAGCUGCCCUCGUUCUCGCGAGGCUUCAUUCCUGGCGGCUGAGGACUAAAUUAGAGGGAAGGGCGUGCGCAGCUGGAGCCAGUGGGAGCGUGAGGCCGCGGCACGCAGCGCUCCCAGAAGGCUGUUCGCGCCCCUCGCUUCCUCUAGGAGCUGCCGAGAGAGCGCGUGAGCGUCUGUGUGCAGCCUGGCCAUGGCGCUUCACGUCCCCAAGGCUCCGGGCUUUGCCCAGAUGCUCAAGGAAGGAGCGAAACAUUUUUCAGGAUUAGAAGAGGCUGUCUACAGGAACAUUCAGGCUUGCAAGGAGCUUGCCCAAACCACUCGGACAGCAUAUGGACCAAAUGGAAUGAACAAAAUGGUUAUCAACCACCUGGAGAAGCUGUUUGUAACAAAUGAUGCAGCAACUAUUCUAAGAGAGCUAGAAGUACAACAUCCUGCUGCAAAAAUGAUUGUAAUGGCCUCUCAUAUGCAAGAACAGGAGGUUGGAGACGGCACCAACUUUGUUCUGGUGUUGGCUGGCGCUCUUCUGGAAUUAGCUGAAGAGCUUCUGAGGAUUGGCCUUUCGGUUUCAGAGGUCAUAGAAGGUUAUGAAAUAGGCUGUAGGAAAGCCCUUGAGAUUCUUCCUGAUUUGGUCUGUUGUUCUGCAAAAAACCUCCGGGAUGUUGACGAAGUGUCAUCUCUUCUGCACACCUCCGUCAUGAGCAAACAGUAUGGCAGUGAGGGCUUUCUGGCCAAGCUUAUCGCUCAGGCGUGUGUGUCUAUUUUUCCUGAUUCCGGCCAUUUCAAUGUUGAUAACAUCAGAGUUUGUAAAAUUCUGGGCUCUGGCGUCUAUUCCUCAUCCGUGUUGCAUGGCAUGGUUUUCAAGAAGGAAACGGAAGGUGAUGUAACGUCUGUCAAAGAUGCAAAAAUAGUAGUAUACUCGUGUCCUUUUGAUGGCAUGAUAACAGAAACUAAGGGAACAGUAUUGAUAAAGACAGCUGAAGAAUUGAUGAAUUUUAGUAAGGGAGAAGAAAAUCUCAUGGAUGCACAAGUCAAAGCUAUUGCUGAUACUGGUGCCAAUGUCAUAGUAACAGGUGGCAAAGUGGCAGACAUGGCUCUUCAUUAUGCAAACAAAUACAGUAUCAUGUUGGUGAGACUGAACUCAAAAUGGGAUCUCAGAAGACUGUGUAAAACAGUUGGUGCUACAGCUCUUCCUAGAUUGACUCCACCUGUCCUCAAAGAAAUGGGCCAUUGUCACAGUGUUUAUCUUUCAGAAGUUGGAGACACACAGGUGGUUGUCUUUAAGCAUGAAAAGGAAGAUGGGGCCAUUUCCACCAUAGUACUUCGAGGCUCUACCGACAAUCUCAUGGAUGACAUAGAACGGGCAAUCGAUGAUGGUGUUAAUACUUUCAAAGUUCUCACAAGGGACAGACGUCUUGUACCUGGAGGUGGAGCAACAGAAAUUGAGUUGGCCAAACAGAUCACAUCAUAUGGAGAGACAUGUCCUGGACUUGAACAGUACGCUAUUAAGAAGUUUGCUGAGGCAUUUGAAGCUAUUCCGCGGGCACUGGCAGAAAAUUCUGGUGUUAAGGCCAGUGAAGUAAUUUCUAAACUUUACGCAGUACAUCAAGAAGGAAGUAAAAACGCUGGAUUAGAUAUUGAGGCUGAAGUCCCUGCUGUGAAAGACAUGUUGGAAGCUGGCGUCUUAGAUACCUACCUGGGCAAGUACUGGGCCAUCAAGCUGGCAACCAAUGCUGCCGUCACUGUGCUGAGAGUCGAUCAGAUCAUCAUGGCAAAACCAGCCGGUGGGCCCAAGCCUCCAAGUGGAAAGAAAGACUGGGAUGAAGACCAAAACGAGUGAACAGCUUCAUUUUACUGUAGGUGAAGGUCGUGUUUGUAGUCGUCAAGGAAAUGCCCAAGGGUUUCUUACUCUCCUUGAAUUAAGCGCUUUGUGUUUAUAUUCUCAGUUGGAUGGUACAAUAAAUGUGUUGUUACUAUCA
Molecule: messenger RNA, 2009 nt
Organism: Trichechus manatus latirostris (Florida manatee)
Lineage: Eukaryota; Metazoa; Chordata; Mammalia; Sirenia; Trichechidae
Gene: CCT8
Product: chaperonin containing TCP1 subunit 8
Exons: 15
Coding region: 224-1870 (548 amino acids)
Biological process (GO): protein folding
Cellular component (GO): chaperonin-containing T-complex
Molecular function (GO): ATP binding; ATP hydrolysis activity; ATP-dependent protein folding chaperone
Source: RefSeq, a predicted model, not a curated record